AUGGAGAUCCUGCCCGCCGAACUCCUGCUCCAAAUCACCCUCUACCUCCCCGAAUCCGCCCUCGCCAGCCUAUCCCUCACCAACCGGUACCUCCACCACCUCACCAACCCCGUCCUCUACGACCACAAUGGCCCUAGACGCAGGGGCUCUGCUGCCCCCCCCCCCCACGAAGCCUCCACCCGCCACAGCCUCCAGCAAGGCCCGCGCAUCGCCCAGUUCGGCCGCCUCGUCCCGCGCCGCUUACAGGACUUCCGUCCGCAUCCAAUCUCCCUCGCCGUGGAGAAGGGCCAUGCCCAGCUGGUGAGGUUCAUGAUUGAUGACCGGGGGGUCAACCCGAAUACCACGACCCCCGAAUGGCACACGCUGCUGGCCCUGACGGCCAUUCACGGGCACCCCACGCUGUCGGAGUAUCUGCUGCGCGUGGGUGCGCGCCAAAGCAUCCCCAGCUUUAUUGGGCAGCGGCCGGUGUGGCUGGCGGCUUUUCAGGGACAUGCGGAUGUCGUCAACGUGCUCCUGUCUGCGGCUACGCCUCCAAGGUGGGAGGAUGAUGGGCUCAGUAUAAAGGAGCUCAUGACCGAGGCGGUGUCCGCCGCCGUCCUGGCGGGCCAGGGCUCUGUCCUUCAGGUAUUGUUCACACAUGGGGUGGAUGUUAAUGUCUUCGCCCCUGACUUCUCAGAAAGUCCGCUUCAUAUCGCGGCCCGUUGUGGCCAUAGGGAGCUGGUCUCAUGGCUGCUGGCAUACGGGGCGGAUCCGAACCUGAUAGUCCGCCCCCGGUGCUCCACGGCGCCACUUACUGCUGCCGUCAUCGCAGGGCACACAGAUCUCGUUUCGAUCCUGAUACCGGGGACGGCCAUGUUCCACCGCACGCGGGCGUUGGCUUUCGCCGUCGCGCAGCAGAACCGACCCCUCAUCCAGACCCUACUUGCUGGCGGGGCGCCACCACAUUUCGGACCAGAGGAUAUCCGCCGAGCGACAUACGCCGGUAACGACUACGAGGACUGGGUGCAGCCGCUGCUGGCGGCGGUGCAUACGAAGGAUCUUAAGCUGGUGGAGCUGCUGCUGGACGCCGGAGCGGAUGUCAACGUGCCGUGUCGUGAGAUCGGCAGCGAGCAGGGCAAGAUAUUCGACCGGGUGCUAUUUUGGGCGGUUGAAGCGGCCGACGAGACGAUAGUGGAGCUGCUGCUGGCGCGGGGCGCAAAUCCGGAGAUGAGUGAUAUGAUGGGGUGUUCGCCGCUGGUGUACGCCGUGGAGGGCGGCUAUGAGGCCGUUUUACGGGUGUUGCUGGCCUAUGGGGCGAAUCCACUCCGGGCAGUGAACUAUAGUGGCGAGGAAUUGUGGUCGUUGGCGCAAACGAAAGAGUCGAUCCGGGUGCUGUUGGUGGAGGCUGAGGCGAGGUGGAAAGGGACCGGGCUGGGAGGUGUUAGUUAG
Molecule: messenger RNA, 1428 nt
Organism: Penicillium waksmanii
Lineage: Eukaryota; Fungi; Ascomycota; Eurotiomycetes; Eurotiales; Aspergillaceae
Exons: 2
Coding region: 1-1428 (475 amino acids)
Molecular function (GO): protein binding
Source: RefSeq, a predicted model, not a curated record